AUGGGGACAAAUAAAGAAGGAAAAAGUGACCGUUCCUGUUAUUAUUUCAUUUCUGCAUUUUGGAGUCAUAGAAGCAAGAGAUCCAAAAAUGUUUUUUUUGUGAUACUGGCACUGCUGUUCUGCUUUGACGUACAAGGGACCAAUCCUGUGUUUGGAGAGUUGAAUGAAUUUGAGGGAAGUGGAUUGGAUCUGGAUUUCAAGAACAAUGAACAGUUGAAAUCACGGAUAUAUAAUGGUUCAUUGUCUCCAGUUAACCUGACAGUGGACUCUGUGUCCAACAGCUCAGACUCCUGCAAACUCAGUGUGACCUGCAGCACAAAGUACUUUGACAUCAACAGCACUUUUACAUGUGACACCAAAACCUGCUAUAAGGAGGAAGGAGAGCAACGAGAGACCGCGGAGUGGUCUAGUGUUUCUCUUCAUGUCUACCUGUCAGAUGGAUUUAUCAUAUGCAACCAUAGCAACCAGGUCAACUGGACCAAUGAUAUGACAGAGAUCAGACAUUUCUGCCCUCAGGAUGCUGGUUCCAACAGUCCCUCUGAUGGUUUCUCCAUCUGUAGGAUAAAGACAGUUGUGUUCUCAGUUGGUCUGAUCAUCAUGGUGUCUGCUGUCAUCGGUGUCCACGUCAUAGAGAAACUUAAAAACUAAACAGAUACUUCUCUGUCAGCCAGUUUAAAUAUAGAUCAGAAUCAUAUUCAAAUUUUCAAAUGUAAAAGCCCCCCAUGGAGUAUUUUUAUUAAGUAGUUUGUUUAUUUUAAUAUGAAUGGUUCCCUGUUUUCUUUGUGUUAAACAAAACAAAUGCAUGCAUAAAAAUGUAGCAAUAUACUCAAGCUAGCAACAUGGAUGUAAACAAUACAUUAUUAAGAAUUGUUGAAAAUAAGGUUUGGAAAAAAGAAUGCACACUUUUAUAGAAC
Archocentrus centrarchus (flier cichlid) is the source of this 914-nucleotide messenger RNA. RefSeq lists its product as uncharacterized. The record is from RefSeq and is a predicted model, not a curated record. Bases 1 to 648 code for a protein of 215 amino acids. Lineage: Eukaryota; Metazoa; Chordata; Actinopteri; Cichliformes; Cichlidae. The transcript is spliced from 4 exons.